Staurois parvus is the source of this 774-nucleotide messenger RNA. NCBI's taxonomy places the organism in Eukaryota, Metazoa, Chordata, Amphibia, Anura, Ranidae. The record is from the annotation of a GenBank genome assembly.
AUGGAAGACAAAUAUCGCAAAGCCAGCGAGGACUUGGACAUACUGUUCAAACGCUAUGGCUCUGCAGUUCCAGCUCCCAAUUUCGCCAUGCCGGUGACGGUCCCUGUGACCAAUCCGAAUGCACUGCAGUUCAGCAACCCAGCCGGCUCUCUGGUCACACAGUCCCUGAUGACUGCAUCGCUCACAGACCCGCGACUUCUGUCUCCACAGCCACCCGCUCUACAGAGGAACACAGUCUCUCCGGUGCUACCUCAGAGACCAGCCAGUGCAGGUGCAAUGCUUGGGGGAGACCUAAACAACUCUAAUGGAACCUGUCCAAGUCCUGUAGGCAACGGCUACAUCAGUGCACGAGCCUCUCCGGGCCUAAUACCGGUAUCCAACGGCAACAGCCUGGGUAAAGUUAUCCCAGCCAAGAGCCCUCCGCCUCCCUCCCAGAACAAUCAGCUCGUCAGCAACAGUCGCAAACCCGACCUGCGCGUCAUCACCUCACAGAGCGGCAAAGGAUUAAUGCAUCAUUUGCUCUUGUCUGCUCCUGUUUUACAGAACGCACAGCGGUUAGGAGGAGCGUCGCAAGCAGCACACUCUUUAACCACCCCGGUUGUUUCAGUGGCAACGCCCAGUUUACUGUCCCAUCAUGGACUGCCUUUCUCUGCCAUGUCCACAGCGUACAACACAGUGACCACCAAGCCUGAGGCAUUUAUUACCGAUGCCGGGACAUUUUCUGCUCCAGCUGGCCACAGUCCAACUCCCUUUGUAAACCGGCCCUUUGUUUAG